Blumeria graminis f. sp. triticale is the source of this 2154-nucleotide messenger RNA. NCBI's taxonomy places the organism in Eukaryota, Fungi, Ascomycota, Leotiomycetes, Helotiales, Erysiphaceae. The record is from the annotation of a GenBank genome assembly.
AUGGCUGCAAAUUUCAAUGUGGACUUCGUUCUAUCCUUUAAUCAUGAAUGCUUGAGCAAAACUCAAGCCGAAGCCACGUUAAGGAAACUUGUUAAUGCUCUUGCUGGAGCUGGACUAGCUACGCAGGUUCGAAAUGGAGAUAUACACACCAUCUUUUUGCUUGUCAAGGUAUCAACCACGCUUCAAUUGCAUGAGAAAAUCUACAGGUCUAGGUUGCGGGACUGGUUAUACGGUGUGAGCACCUCACCGCCUCCGAAGGAAAUGCAAAAAAAUCUAAAAGAGCACCCGAUCACAGAAGCUGAACGUCUUCGUCUAGUAUACUCCCUUAUUAUCGGUCCAAAGAAAGAGGGGGGGGCCGCCAUCACACCCAGGCGCGGGGAAUGGGAAAAUAUUCACUCUAUAUUUCGGCUACACGACCAGGCUUACAACAGGUUAUGGAUCAAGAAACUAAGUUCUAAAUACUUUCUGACCUCUGACGAUCUAUCUGAAAUCAAAGGCAGAUUUGGUGAGAAGAUAGCAUUCUAUUUUGCUUUUUUGCAGUCCUAUUUCCUCUUUCUUAUCUUUCCUGCUGCUUUCGGGUUCUUUGCAUGGGUAUUCAUAGGCCCAUACUCCCCCAUCUACGCUAUACUAAAUGCCUUUUGGUGUAUCUGUUUUGUAGAAUACUGGAAGAAGCAGCAGAAGAACCUCGCUAUGCAAUGGGAAGUCAAUGGUAUAUCAAGAGUUCAUCAGCAGCGAACAGAAUUCAAGCAUGAAAGUGUACUCAACGAUCCUAUUACCGGUGAAAAUAUUAAUGUUUACUCUCCUAUAAAGCGCCUUUUUAGACAGUUAUUGCAAAUUCCAUUUGUAAUCGCUGCUACUGUUACCUUGGGAAGCAUGAUUGCCUUUGGCUUCGCUAUCGAAAUUUUCCUAUCGGAAAUUUACAACGGGCCUUUUAAGGGAUAUUUGGUAAACAUCAUUAUCAAACUCAUACUUGCUGUCGUCAUGCCAACCUUAUCGGCGUUAUUAAAAAGGUUUGCGUCGAAGUUGACAGAUCUUGAGAAUUACGAAACGCUAGAGACUCACGAAUCAUCCAUGAUAUACAAGGAUUUCAUACUAAAUUUUAUAACAUCAUACCUCCCGAUAUUUCUCACGGCUUUUGUUUACGUUCCAUUCGCACAAAGCUUGGCUCCUCGCUUGGAUGUAUUUCGCCCCGCCGUGAGAUAUUUCAUCAGGCAAGAUGAAGAUAUGGUCUCACUAAAAAGUGAAUUUAAAAUAGAUCCAGAUCGUCUAAAAAAGCAGAUAAUCUACUUCACUGUCACUGCUCAGGUUGUUGAUUUUGCAUUCGAGGUGAUUGUUCCUUAUCUCAAGCGAAAGAUAUUUUCCAAAGUCAAAGAAGUGCAAGCAGAAAAGCUUUCGAAAUCUUCCUCCAGGCAUAGUUUAAUACCUGACCAGCCUCAUGAAUCGGAGUUUUUGGCUCGUGUAAGAAACGAAGCUAAUUUAGAUCCUUAUGAUGUGACGACAGACUUUAGAGAGAUGAUCGUUCAGUUUGGCUACCUAUCCCUCUUCUCUGUCAUCUGGCCUAUUACUGCAAUGUCGUUCUUAAUCAACAACUGGAUCGAAAUUCGUGGUGAUGCCCUGAAAAUGACGCAGGAGACCCAGAGCCCCAUGCCCUGGCAAGCAGAUUCGAUAGGACCAUGGCUAGAUUCAUUAGUGUUUCUAGCUUGGCUUGGUAGUCUAGUUUCUCCGGCUUUAAUCUAUCUCUUCAGUGGAGAAGGACUAAGUAUCGAGGAUUCCUCAUGGUACAGUAAGGGCUGUAUAUUUCUACUGACAAUAUUUGCCUCGGAACACAUUUACUUAGCCGUUCAGUUUGGUAUCCGGAAGGCCCUUAGGAAAACCGACAAUCAAAGACUACAAGAGGAGAAAUCCCAAAAAUUCAUAAUGCGCAAGAAUUAUUUGAUCGAGAUGCUAGGAGCACAAACAACAGAAAAAGCCUUAGUUUAUAAAUAUAGUCCUCAUGAGACUAAAAUUCUCAAUUUCAAAGAAAGUCAUAAAGAUAUCCCCAAAGAAAAAAUGACAUCAGAGGAAAAGUUUUGGCAGCUUGAUCUCGCAGAAACUAUCGAAGUUGUCAAGACAUAUAUUAAUAAGGUAUUGCUUGUUGAAUUAUUAGUCUCAUGA